AUGAUUAUUCUGACUGCGGUAGCUACUUCAUCUUACUUCUCGGGGGGGGAGGGGGGGGCAGCAUCAUUUGAGCCAUUCAUUAUCUUUGCUGCAGGAAACAGCGGAAUCGAUCUUGAUGAAGACGAAGUUAGAUUAUCAUCUUAUCUUCCCUCCGCCAUUCGAAAAAAGGACGCUGUACAAGGAAAAUUUCAAAGCAAAAAGAAAAAACUGCUCGAAGCCAUCGCUCCGAAAAACAUCUCUGUUCGGAAGAAGAGAUACCGAUUUGCCGUACCAAGAGUAGACGAACUCACACCGCCAAGAAAAGGGCUAUAUUCCAGUGGUCCAGUUCAUUCUUUGUUGUUCAUAAGUCCUCUCGGUGAGUCUGUAAGAGGUCUCUGGAAAUGA
Sclerotinia sclerotiorum 1980 UF-70 is the source of this 384-nucleotide messenger RNA. RefSeq lists its product with no specific name. Bases 1 to 384 code for a protein of 127 amino acids. The record is from RefSeq and is a predicted model, not a curated record. The transcript has 4 exons. NCBI's taxonomy places the organism in Eukaryota, Fungi, Ascomycota, Leotiomycetes, Helotiales, Sclerotiniaceae.